Molecule: messenger RNA, 1774 nt
Organism: Selaginella moellendorffii
Lineage: Eukaryota; Viridiplantae; Streptophyta; Lycopodiopsida; Selaginellales; Selaginellaceae
Product: probable WRKY transcription factor 23
Exons: 3
Coding region: 365-1645 (426 amino acids)
Biological process (GO): regulation of DNA-templated transcription
Molecular function (GO): DNA-binding transcription factor activity; sequence-specific DNA binding
Source: RefSeq, a predicted model, not a curated record
UAGCUUUUUAUUUUCUUUCGUGUGUGUCGGUCGGUCAGCUCCCGUUGUGGGCGCGAGCGCUCUUUCAGACAUGGAUCGUCUCUCUUCUUUCUCUUCUAGCGCGAGUUUACUCUAAUCCUCUCCGCGUCCCCGCUCGAUCCAUCGCGCCUCUACUCGCUUUCGAUUGAUAGGGACUGGGCUGGGCCGCAAAUUUGGAUCUUUCGUCUCCUCUAGGCUCCAUAAAACCCCCGGGCCUUCUUUCGCUUCGAUCGAUCGAUCGCCUUUGCGCAUUCAUUUCUCCAAAGGUGAUAUCUUACAGCCAGUUCCUAGCAGCCCAAUUUGGGGAUUUUCUUUCUCUUCCACCGAGAUCUCGCAGAGCUCAGACAUGGAGGUGGUUCAUCCGGGAGGGCUGGACGACCUGGAUGGAUUCCUGAGGCUCUUGGCCAAGCCCGACGCCGAUGGCCAUGGCGAGGAGCUCCAAGAGGACGAUUGCUUCUUCAAUCCGGCCGGGCCAUCGCCGGCUUGCACUGGCACGAUUGGGACCCUGCCUGUCCCCUCCAUGGUCUUUCACGGCGCGGAAGCUUUCUCGGGCGCUUCCACCUCUUCCUCCAGCUCCUCGCAAUUUCUGCUGCCUGGCCAGCCCGCCCUCGCCAGCAGCUACAGCUCCUCGCCGGAGCUCCAGGCCCUGCGCAAGGAGCUGGAGCUCCUCGACGAUCCCAGCGGCACUGGAUUCGAGCUGGGCGGCAGCGAUUUCCAGCAGAUGCCGCGAUUUGGCUUCAACUACUCGUCGGCGAGCAGUGAUCCUUCCCCGAGCACCAGCAGCAGCAAAGUGGUCCUCGAUACCCUCUCGGAAUUCCUCAUGCGCGAUCACUCGAGCACCGCCACUGGAUCGUUGCUUGGAUCGGGCAGGGGAGUGAUCCCCCCGGGCACCCCGAAUUCCUCGAUAUCCUCCUCCUCCAGCGACGAGCCCAUGGAAGCGCUCCAUGGAGGAGUGGCGCCCAAGAGAAAAGCCAGCGACGGCGGGGCAUCAUUGGAUCAUUACGACUCGGCCAGGCAGCAGCCGCAGACGCAGCAGCAGCAGCAGCAGCAGGCCACCAAUCCCAGGAGAAAAGGGAAGAAGAGAAGCCACCAGCCCAGGUAUGCCAUACAAACCAAGAGCGACAAGGAGAUCAUGGACGAUGGCUACCGGUGGAGGAAGUACGGACAAAAGGCCGUGAAGAACAGCCCAUACCCAAGGAGCUACUACCGGUGCACGUACACCAAGUGCCACGUCAAGAAGAGGGUGGAGAGAUCCUCCAAAGAUUCCAGCCUGGUGAUCACCACGUACGAGGGCGUUCACACGCACCACAGCCCCGCGGCCAUCCGGAGCGGCAGCGCCGAGUCGCAGUACAUGAGUUGCGUUUCGAGGCUCUUGUACAAUCACCCCUCCGCCAGCUUUGGCGGCGCCGCCACCGCCACCGGUGCCACCGGUGUCAACGCUAGCAGCAGCAUUGCGAAUCCACUCCUCAUGAGCCACCACCAACACCUCCACCAACACCACCAAUUUGGAAUGCUGGAUCCCUCUGCCGCCGCCGCUGGAUCUGGAUCGAUCCUAUCCUCGGGCCUCGUGGCCGCGAGCUCGCCAAUGAUCGACAAGGGACUUCUGGAGGACAUGGUGAGCUUCUAGAGUUCCUCUUUUUCUCAUCUUCUUGGGGGAUAUUUUGAAACAAGAGCUUGACAAUUUCAACGACGGAAACAUCAACACUAUUUUGUACAUAUUUGAUUCAGGAUAACAAAACUUUCUUUUUAGUUUAUA